AUGGCAUUAAUUAAAAACAAAAUCAGUGUUUUGUCAAAACAAAGUCCAGAAUCUACUGAACAAACUAUUCGUGUGAAUGGAUUGAGUGAUCCCUUUCAUUGGCUUCAAAUCAUUGCCUGGCUUUUCGUUGUAUUAAUUAGUGUCAUAUGCUUUACAUUCAUUGUACCCACACUUCCCUCAACACCUAUCAGGUGUACAGUAGUCGUCAUCAAACUCCUGGUAAUUAUUAUUCACUUUAUAACUCAUAUCAAAGCGAUAACUAUAAAUCCGGCCGACGAUGCCGUUAUCGAUAAGCUCGAUGUUACCCGAAAUCGGCCGAAGUUUGACCGCAACAAACACUCGCAUGUUAUUGAAAACCAGUUUUGCUAUAUUUGCGAAACUACUGUCGGCUCUAAAUCCAAACACUGUAGUCUAUGUAAUAAAUGUGUGUCUAAUUUUGAUCAUCACUGUAAAUGGCUUAACAAUUGUGUCGGCGGUAAAAAUUAUAGAUGGUUUAUAUAUUGUGUAUUAUCGGCAUUAUUAGGAAUAGCCAUAAUAUUUGUUAACACUUUAAUUUUGACAAUUGCUUACUUCAAUCAUAACAGUUGGCUCUAUGAUCGUACAAAAACUUUGUUAUAUUUUAAUAAUGACUCGCAUAUCAACCAAUGUCUACAAAUUGUAUGGAUUGUGGUCAUCAUAUCAACUCUCAUCCUAUCGUCGAUAGCUAUCAUAUUAUUAACACAUUUACUCGGUUUUCAUUUGUAUUUAAAUUGUGUAGGACUUUCCACAUAUGAGUUUGUAGUACAGCAUCGCAACAAACAAAAGGAUAAGUCAUUUAUGUCAAGAAUAUUGAAUGGCAAUCAACGCAACAAAUUAGUUACAAGUUUUCACAAAUGGAUAGGAAUUGCCAUUUGUGACAACAAACGGAUUAAACCAUUAGAUCCAACAAUUUAUAACUCAACAACUCAUAGCAGCAAAGCUUCAAAAGACAGACAAUUCAUACAAAGUAUUAUUAAAGAUGUCUCUAAUGAAGAACAUAUCACAUCACAGGAAAUAUCAACUAUAAUGAAGUGUUUAGAAACUGUUCCCAACAAAGAAGUUCAGACUGAAAAUAAUACAAUAGUUAAGGCAUCGCCAAUAAAUCAACAGAAAAGUAGUCGACAAUUAAGUGAUAAUUUCUCACAAAAUAAUGCGAAUAAUGGCAAAAAUAUUAUUUCAGUUACUGAAGAAAAUCAUGAGAAAAAUCAAAUGAUAACAUCUGUAGAAUCAAAUGAAUCGUUUAAUGAGACAAAAAGUCAUAACCAAACCAAUAGUCAGCCUAUAUUAAAGCCAAUUGAAGACUCAAAAGUUGUCACCAAUAGGUUAUCUUUUUUAAGUCCGACUGAUUUUGUCAUUCCUGACCAUUGGACACAAACGGGAUUUAUGGGCCCUUCCAGUCCUUCCAAUAAACUACACAUCCGUUACAAUACAUACAAACUUAAUGAUAAUUUUAGACUCAAUUCACUUCAAUUACAUAGAAAUAGAUUACAUUUAAAUAAAAACAAUAAUUUAACUGAAUCUGAGCUAAUAUCACAAGAAAUGGCUAAUAGUUAUCCA
This is a messenger RNA of Oppia nitens, 1575 nucleotides long. RefSeq names its product palmitoyltransferase ZDHHC1-like. NCBI's taxonomy places the organism in Eukaryota, Metazoa, Arthropoda, Arachnida, Sarcoptiformes, Oppiidae. The transcript has 4 exons. Gene Ontology annotation, molecular function: protein-cysteine S-palmitoyltransferase activity. Gene Ontology annotation, biological process: protein targeting to membrane; peptidyl-L-cysteine S-palmitoylation. The annotation marks the transcript as partial. The record is from RefSeq and is a predicted model, not a curated record. Gene Ontology annotation, cellular component: endoplasmic reticulum; Golgi apparatus.